Molecule: messenger RNA, 1262 nt
Organism: Magnolia sinica
Lineage: Eukaryota; Viridiplantae; Streptophyta; Magnoliopsida; Magnoliales; Magnoliaceae
Product: nicotinate N-methyltransferase 1
Exons: 3
Coding region: 56-1159 (367 amino acids)
Biological process (GO): methylation
Molecular function (GO): O-methyltransferase activity; S-adenosylmethionine-dependent methyltransferase activity; protein dimerization activity
Source: RefSeq, a predicted model, not a curated record
CCAAAUCAAAUUAGAAUCCUCCGUGGCAUCUGCGAGAGCAAGCUCAAACACAGCAAUGGCAGAAAAUGAUCAAACGACAAUGGACCGCCGAAAGGAGGCGAGGGUGGCCAUUAUGGAGCUGGCCAACAUGGUAAGUGUCCCGAUGUCCCUCCACGCCAUCGUAACCCUCAACAUCCCUGAGGCCAUCUGGCAAUCCGGAGCCAACACCCCUCUCUCCCCUUCCCAAAUCCUCUCCAAGCUGGGCCCAACCACACCACCAACAGCCCCUUCCCCCGACCCCCAAAACCUCCAACGCAUCCUCCGGAUGCUCGCCAGCUACGACGUUUUCAUCGAACACCUGGACAGCAACUCAGCAGACGAGCGCAGAUACUCCCUCUCUGAGAUCGGGAAGACCCUCGUCCCGGACAAGGACGGCUUAUCCUACGCACCCUACGUGCUCCAGCACCACCAGGAUGCGCUGAUGCGGGCGUGGCCGCGGCUGCAUGAGGCGGUGCUAGACCCCACCGUCGAGCCCUUCGUGAAGGCUAACGGCGGGGUUUCGGCGUACCAGUACUACGGGGAGAAGCCGGAGAUGAAUGAGCUGAUGCAGAGGGCCAUGGAGGGCGUAUCUGGUCCGUACAUGAAGGCUAUGCUUGAUGGUUAUGGAGAUGGAUUUAAACAAGUGGAUCGGCUCGUCGAUGUCGGUGGAAGCUCCGGCGCUUGCUUGAAAAUGAUCAUGGACCGGAAUCCGCAUGUGAAGGAGGGGAUCAAUUUCGAUCUUCCAGAGGUCGUCGCCAAAGCUCCUUCCAUCCCAGGAGUGACGCACGUGGGCGGUGAUAUGUUCAAGUCCAUACCAUCUGGUGAUGCUAUUUUCAUGAAGUGGGUUUUAACAACGUGGACCGAUGACGAAUGCAUGAUACUAUUGAAGAACUGCUACAAUGCCCUCCCACAAGGAGGGAAGUUGAUCGCCUGUGAGCCGGUGUUACCGAAGGGAACUGACAGCAGUCGGAGGACACGUGCCCUUCUAGAAGGUGACAUCUUCGUGAUGGCCAUUUACCGUGCCAAGGGUAGAGAACGGACAGAGGAAGAAUUCCAGCAACUCGGUUACUCCGUCGGAUUUCGUACUUUCCGGGCCAUCUAUCUCGACCAUUUCUACACUCUUUUGGAAUUCCAAAGGUGAUGCAACAUUUACUUGGUUUCUGGUUUCUUCUGGGGAAGAUGUUGGUUGUUAUUUUUAUCAAAUCGUAGAUUUUCUAAGCUGUUGGGUAAGGAUUACAUACACU